Messenger RNA from Megalobrama amblycephala (Wuchang bream), 2094 nucleotides. RefSeq names its product NACHT, LRR and PYD domains-containing protein 3-like. The coding region runs from base 1 to 2094 and encodes 697 amino acids. The transcript has 5 exons. NCBI's taxonomy places the organism in Eukaryota, Metazoa, Chordata, Actinopteri, Cypriniformes, Xenocyprididae. Gene Ontology annotation, molecular function: protein binding. The record is from RefSeq and is a predicted model, not a curated record.
AUGGCAAAGCAGGGAAACCCAACACUCUUCAAUGAGAUCUACACUGAGCUCUACAUCACAGAAGGUGAAAAUGAAGAGACUGAAAAGUCUUCUAGGAAAGAAGAAACAGAAGCUACACUAAUCAUUUGCAAUAACAUCUUCAAACCGUUACCUGGACAAGACCAACCCAUCAGAACUGUGCUGACUAAAGGAGUUGCUGGCAUUGGAAAAACAGUGUCUGUGCAGAAGUUCAUUCUAGACUGGGCUGAAGGGAAAGUGAAUCAGGACGUUCACCUCAUAUUUCCACUUCCUUUCAGAGAGCUCAAUUUGCUGAAGCACAAAACAUUCAGUCUUAAAGAUCUUCUACAGUUUUUCAUGGGCACAAAUCAUCUGAAAAUCUCCCCAAAUGAAGGUAAAAUCAUUUUCAUCUUUGAUGGGUUGGAUGAGUGUCGUCUGUCUCUGGAUUUUCAGAACAACAUGAGACCAGCAGCAGCUGAUCUCAUCCCCUCUGAGUGUGUUGAUCGAGUGACAGAGGUACGAGGCUUCAAUGACCCACAGAAGGAGGAAUAUUUCAGGAAGAGAAUCAGAGAUCAGAGUCUGGCCAAUAAAAUCGUCUCACACCUGAAGUCAAUGAGAAGCCUCUACAUCAUGUGCCACAUCCCAGUGUUCUGCUGGAUCUCAGCCACUGUUCUAGAGAAAAUGUUUAGCAAAGCAGAGAGUGGAGAGAUUCCCAAGACUCUCACUCAAAUGUACACACACUUCCUGAUCCUUCAGACCAACAUCAAACAUGAGAAGGACUAUGAGAAGAAAGUGAAUGAUGAAGAUAUGAUCCUCAAACUGGGGAGGCUGGCUUUUCAGCAACUUAUGGGAGGCAAUCUGUUCUUCUAUGAAGAAGAUUUGAGAGAGUGUGGCAUUGAUGUGACUGAAGCAUUAGUGUACUCUGGAUUGUGCACUUGUAGAGAGGACUUGCAUCAGAGGAAUGUCUACUGCUUUGUUCAUUUGACCAUCCAAGAACAUCUGGCUGCUCUGUAUGUGCAUCACUCCUUCACAAAAAACAACAUCAAUGUGUUUGAUAUUACCAAACCAACUCAUGGAGCAGAAAUCGAACAUGUUCCAAUAUUCGACCUGCAUCAGAAAGCUGUGGAUGAGGCUGUAAACAGUAAAACUGGACAUUUAGACCUUUUCCUUCGCUUCCUUCUUGGCUUCUCACUUGAGACCAGUCAGACUCUCUUAAAUGUUCUUCUGACACAGACAGAAAGCAGGAAACACAAUUUAGAAGAAACAGUCAAAUACAUCAAGAAAAGGAUAGAGGAACAUCCAACUCCAGAAAAAUUAAUCAAUUUGUUCCUCUGCCUCAAUGAUCUGGGUGAUCGCUCACUAAUAGAAGAAAUGCAGUGUUACCUAAUCACUAAAUCUCUUACAACAGCGUUGUCUUCCUCACAGUGGUCAACUGUGCUCUAUGUUCUGCUGACUUCAGAGAAUUUGAAUGUGUUUAAUUUUAAGAAUUAUGCUUCAGUAAUCGAUUCUGCUUACAUACCGCAAAUUCUUCUCAAACUACUACCUGUGAUUGAAGCAUCCACAUCUACUCAAUUCAGUGGGUGCAGACUGACAGAGGAAAGCUGUGAUCUUCUAUCCAGAGCUCUGAGCUCAGAAGCCACAUGUGUGAAGGAGCUGAACCUGAGUGAAAAUCCAUUGAAAGAUGCAGGAGUCAAGUUUAUCUCUGAAGGACUGCGGAAUCCUCACUGUAAAAUAGAGAUACUGAGGUUGAGGAAUUGUGAAAUCACAGAUCAAGGUUGUGAUCAUCUGACUUCAGUUCUCAAAUCAAACUCCUCAAGACUGAGCGAGCUGGAUCUGUCUGGGAAUAAACUAGGAGAUUUAGGAUUGAGGCUGCUUUGUGAUAUACUACAGAGUCAUCCUUGUAAACUAGAAAAUCUGAAGUUGAAUGAUUGUGGGGUCACAGAUAAAGGUUGUGCUGCUCUGGCUUCAGUUAUGAAAUCAAACCUCUCACAACUGAAAGAUCUGGAUCUGUCUGAGAAUCAAUUAGGACACUCCCAAGUGAUGUUUCUUUCUGAUGGACUGAAGAAUCAUCACUGCAAACUGGAGAAUCUGAGGUAA